Molecule: messenger RNA, 1414 nt
Organism: Bactrocera oleae (olive fruit fly)
Lineage: Eukaryota; Metazoa; Arthropoda; Insecta; Diptera; Tephritidae
Source: RefSeq, a predicted model, not a curated record
UGUAAUGCUUUGGUCGCAGAAGCGUCAUAAUUUACCACGAGCGGUCAUAAAUAACAAAUCGCUAUGUUUCGCACAAUCUACCUGCAACAACAAACCGAUGUGUACGUGUAAUUAUUACAUAUAUGUAUGUAUAUAGGUGUGAAUUUUAAUGUUGUCUAUUCUCCGCCCGAUUCUUUGGUGUUCUCCGCGUAUGUUGUAUGGACCGUACCGUUUCGCUUAAGCUGACCAACUGAAGCGCGUCCAUAAUUUGGCCCAACAUCGAUGCUGGCGGUGCUCUGUGAUGGCCGCCUCAUACGUUGGUUUUGCUUCUAAGCCGCGUUAUUGAAUUCUUAAGCACAUACAUACAUACCUAAGUGUGUACGUUGGACUAAGGCGAAUGCUUUGUGCGAAGCGUUUCUAUAAGUAAAGCAUUGGAGUACGUGGGCUUGACGUGGUUGAAUUCGUCAUAUCUAUAGCUAAAGUGGCCUUUGUGACACACAUUAAAGGGUCUUACAUUCAUUACGGGCAGUCAAUUUCUUGGUAGUUACAACAAUGCGAUACAUUGUAUGGAGGGGUAUGGAAAGUAUAUGUAUCCAGAUGGCAGUCAAUACAGAGGAAGUUUUAAAAAAGGGAAAUUUCACGGUAUCGGAGAGAUCACUUUAACUAAACCAUUCAAUUUUAAAUUUGUUGGCGAAUUUGACGACGGAAAAUUGAUAAAGUUGCAGGAAAUGACAUAUCAUGAUGGACUGCACUUAAAUGCCAAAUUUAAAGAUAAAAAAUUAAAUUUCGACGAAUGGAAAUAUUGUACAGAGGAAGAUCGACGCACUUCUUGGGAAAUUAUCAACGGUUUGGGACCAAGCGGACAGCAUACGAUCAUGACUAAUCUCGAACCGGGCACAUAUGAUGUCGGUGGUGGUAUCUACAAAGAGAAUACUGGUUGGGUAGUACGAAUUCCGCCACCAUUCUUUUCGGUGAAAUUUUUAUCAUGUAAUAAAGAAAGAGAAUGGAUCCAAAAGAAUUGUCGCAAAGGUCCCUGGGACAGAGACGUUAAUUAUCCAUUGGUGGAACCCAUACCAGAAAUUGGCAAAAAAAUUAUCAAUGCCAAUAUCAAAGAACUGCAUAUACUACAUAGUUGUGCUUGUGAUACAAGGUACGAACAUAAAACUCGUGCCGAGAAAUCGUCGGAAGGUGAUGAAAGUGCACCCACAGACUUUCCGACAUCGAAAUCCAGUAGUCUAUCGAGUUUUUGUGAUGAAUUAAUAAAGAUCGAUCUUCGCGAAAUGUGCUACAACGAGGAAAGAACACUGAAAUAUGCUUUACCUGAUAGAAGGUCGAAAAUAUAUUUCUCUCUGCCCAAUCAAUUUUUUACGUCUCCACCUCAUGAUUUUACAAAUGCUUAAAUAAAUACUUUAAUCCCAUUUUAAACAUUAUCAAA